CAAGAUUUCUUUAUUUCCUGGCCUAACAUGACUAUGGAUUAGAUCUCUCAUCGUACGCGUUGGAAGCAGAAAAUACAGAAAAACUUUUCAAUCUGGGAAUGUGUAUUUAUUAACAAUCUGCACGGUAAAAGACCACAGGACGUUCACAUCAAGAUUCGCUUUCCUGGAAAAUGUUCUGGGGAGACCAUGUGAGGCUCAUUGUAAUAACAUUUACAUUAUUGGUUAUCCACUUUAAAAAAGCAAGCACAAGGGAACAAACUGAGACACUUUACAAAAUCAGCUUACGUACAACAUCUAAGCCUCAUCGUAUAAACGAUAGUAUGGCCAUGGAUACUUUGAUAAAAAUCAAUGGAAGCACUGGAGUCAGAAAGCCACAAAAUCCUGCAGCACUUAUUCCGUUCACUGGCCUUACUGACAGCCAUAAAAUCAAUAAAAAUUGCUGCAUGAAUGGAGGAACCUGCGUCCUAGGAACUUUCUGUGCCUGUCAAAAGCCUUUUACUGGAAGAUACUGUGAAUUUGAUGAAAGGAAAAAAAAUUGUGCCAACAAAAUCAAACAUGGAGACUGGGUUCUUCGCGGAUGCAGGCUGUGCCGCUGUACUUAUGGCUUACUUAACUGCUUAAAAGAAGUAAUGCAAGCACAUUGUGACCCUACGAGUGUUGAUGCCAACGAUGCCAGGCUAGAAUUGUUCUCAUGUGGGACAAUGUUACAUCCACUGACUCCAAUAAUUUUUCUUAUGUUAACUGGAAGCUACUUUGGAUUUUGCCCGUAA
Molecule: messenger RNA, 770 nt
Organism: Hyla sarda
Lineage: Eukaryota; Metazoa; Chordata; Amphibia; Anura; Hylidae
Product: cryptic protein-like
Exons: 6
Coding region: 171-770 (199 amino acids)
Source: RefSeq, a predicted model, not a curated record